AUUGGCACUUGGCAAACAAACCUGUUAAUUUCACACCAAAUUUUGCUGUGUUCCAAGGGGGUCAGUUGGUAAAAAUAUUCAACUCCCAUGAAUUUUAGAGACGACCAACAAGCUCAUCAUACGUGACCACUCACGUGUGAUCUCUGCUCAGUCGUACUUUUCACCUCUCUGACCUCUUUCUCUGUGUCUUUUACGUGUGCAAACGUUUCAGAUACCAAAGCCUUUGUUGUUCUGAGCUGGUCUCGAUCUCUCUCUCUCUCUCUCUCUCUCUCUCUCUCUCUCGCAUUCAGUCACUUAUAUAUCUUCAACUAACAUCAUCGUUUACCUAUAGACUGCAUGGUCUUAUAGCUAAUACUACUACUACUACUACUAAAGGCUUAGUUUGAUUCAUAAAAAGAAAUAAUGGAGAUAGUUCAGUUUCAUGAUUCUCUUUCCCCUUCAUCUUCUUUUAGUUCUUCUGUGGUGAAGCCUAAGCCUAUGACUAUGAGACCAGAAUCACCGUCUCAUGGGGGCUUUGAUUUGUAUGGGAAGCGUAGGCUAGUGCUCAAGGUUCAUGCCAUGGAAAGAGAGAUUGGUUUGCUUGAGGAGGAAUUAAAAUCACUUGAAGGCAUGCAACCUGCUUCCAUUUGUUGCCAAGAGCUAGACACCUAUAUAGUGGCUAAACCAGAUCCUUUUAUUGCAAAGAAUCAGGAUAUCCAAAAGUCCCAUCAUUUCUGGAAGAGAAUCUGGUACCUUCGAUAGUCUUCUCUUUGUUUCUACUUCAUGAAAUAUCUACUCCUUUCUUGAAUUAGUUGUGGUUUAUAUUUGCAUUUAUAGGCAAAGGACUUUAUUUAAUUGGAAAUUUUUCUUGAACAAGAUCAAUUUAUUCAACCUAUGUUUAAAAAGAGAAAUAUGUUCGACUAGUAGGCUGACAAAUAAGUUGAUCCAUUUUUUAUGUUUUGGGACUAAGACUUGUUGUUAUAUUGGGAAUUGCAAAACUAUCUUUUGUAAUUGUUAAUGCUUGCCUUGUUAUACAGUUUAUUCAUGACCACAAAUGUAGAGAGGUAUAUGAUGAAAGUCUCAAACUCAAUAUUCAAUUCAUUGGGAUAAUGAAUGUUGAAAUGAACUAUAUGCACAUCUUAAAAUAUAUACUAUUGUUGACCAGGGCCAAAUGUUGUCUCAAUCUUCCAUGGAUUUGCUGCUUUAGCGGCUGCCAGAUUCGUCUAAAAUUGCCAAACUUAUGUAUCGGCUGUCGGCCAUGCAAGUUCCAAUGGCCUGGAUGCUGCUGCUUUAAGAAGAUUAGUUGUCAAACGUGUUGCAAUUGCCUGAAAAAUUCAUGCAUACCUUGUUCCUGCUGCUGCUUU
Molecule: messenger RNA, 1343 nt
Organism: Quercus robur (English oak)
Lineage: Eukaryota; Viridiplantae; Streptophyta; Magnoliopsida; Fagales; Fagaceae
Product: guanine nucleotide-binding protein subunit gamma 3-like
Exons: 4
Coding region: 403-741 (112 amino acids)
Biological process (GO): G protein-coupled receptor signaling pathway
Source: RefSeq, a predicted model, not a curated record